CAGACCACGAUGUUUAAUCAACGCCAUUCAAUGAUUGCGUUUCUAUGAUACAAGUCAGUAUACAGCAGACACCGGUCGGGUGUUACAUAAAAAAUUAGCAACGGAUAGUACGAUAAAUUCGCAAGUAGAACCAAGGUAAAAACAGUGAACUUGAUAGUGUUUUGCAUAGAAGCGGUUCACCGCCGGCACCAUGGUUCUUGUCACUUUGAUCUUUUUUAUAAUUGGCGCCUUGGCGAUUCGAAGGCUAUUCAUGGAUUGGAUGUUUCCUGAUGUUAGUUGUCCAGUGUUUAUGGGCGGAAAAACGGCCGUGGUGACAGGAGGUAGUUCAGGUCUGGGUUACGAAAUCGUGCUAGCAUUGGCUUCCAGAGGAUGUAGGGUGAUCAUCGCUGACAAGAACUCAGAUGAAUACAUCAAAGAUGAGGUUAUCAAUAAAACCGAUAAUCCAAACAUUUCAAUAUAUCAUCUGGACCUAUCGUCGUUCAAGUCUGUCAGAGAGUUUGCAGAUAAGUUGAAGAGGUCAGUUGAGAAAGUUGACAUUCUAUUCAACAAUGCAGGAAUUGGAGGAAGUGAUGAUAGGCUGACUGAAGAUGGACUGAACUUUGUCUAUCAGAUCAACUACUAUGGUGGAUUUCUUCUCACACAUCUCAUUGUAGACUUGUUGAAGAAAUCCAAUUCAGCACGAAUCCUCUUUACAUCAUCACCAGCAUCUUAUUUCCAUGAUCUGAGAGGCUUCGAUAAGAAGCAAUUGACAACUGGUGCAAGCAUACAUAAUUACUCAUCAACGAAGUGCCUCAGCAUUGUAUGUUCUGACAUAUUUGCCGACAAACUGAAGAAGUACAAUAUAACAUCUAACGCCUGGCAUCCUAUUGGUGCCACUACACCGAUAUUUCAACGAUGUUUAAACGAGACCAAAGGAGGCGGAAAUAUCGCUCUCGUGUAUCUUUUAUGGUUUGGUGCACGCAUACUGACACCGGAACCUAGGAGAGCAGUACUGAGAGCAGUGUACUUGGCAUGCGCGAAAGAGAUGGAGGGGGUGACAAAAGGGUUUUUCAUGCCUUCAGGAGCAGCACGUAGACCAGCGAUAGCGCUCAAUGAAAAUUUUUGCCAGGAGGUGUGGGAUUUGUCUGAAGAGGCUGUUCAACUGAAGCGAGAAGAGAAAUUAUGAGUCAAUGUGCUGUUAAACUAAAAUUAAGCUUAUCCGUACUUAUGUAUGUGUAUAAUGAGACCAAACUGUUGUUCCAUCAUGUUUUAAAAUUCUCAAAAUAAGCUGAUGCGUCUAUCAAUUGUAUAUCUCAUCGGACUAUUGUUGACAUAAUUGACGUAAUAUACUUUUUUCUAAUUAUUUUGUAGCACAUAGUUCUCAAAUCGUGGAAAUAAUUUCGAAUCUCUUAUGUUUGAUUAAGGAUUUUUGAAAAGCGUGUUCAUGAUCCGAUGGAAUUAUUGACCAGAGCGAAUCAAUGAGAAGGCGUCCUUGAAGUAACGGAUCUAAUUAAUUUAGUAGAUUUGUUGUAAAAUGUCUCUUAAGCUUGAUAAAAAUUAUACAAUCUGUGUAAAAUCCUCAUAUUAAAUCAAAG
Molecule: messenger RNA, 1574 nt
Organism: Acanthoscelides obtectus
Lineage: Eukaryota; Metazoa; Arthropoda; Insecta; Coleoptera; Chrysomelidae
Source: the annotation of a GenBank genome assembly